UGUCAUUUGUCAAUUCCAAUUUUUAAGUUCAAAAAGUCGUUGAAGUUAUUUUGAAAAAUUAGAAACUUCUUGAAUUACUUUUAAUUGAUUGAUUGAUUAAAAUGUCUUCAGAUAAUGAAGACGCAAUAGUUGCACCUUGGGUGGGAUCUUUAUCAAGUAAAAAUGUGUUAACAGUUGUAGUUGUUUCGACGAAUGUAGAAAUUAUAGAGAGAAUUGCUGAAGCACUUACAGAUGUACAUACAAAAGGUACAUAUAAAUGGAAACUUAUAACUCUACGUUCCUUCGAUUUAGAGAAACUUGUCGAAGUAUCAAAUUUAACAGGAAAAAUGGGAAUGGACUUUGUUAUUUUAGCUAUGGACACAAAUAUAUUGUUUUGCUUGGAAUGGACUAAGAAUGCAUUGAGUCAGGUCGAUCCUGACCUUAGAGCUCGUCGAGUUGUGUUAGUAAAUGCUGGUGGAGCACCUGUAAAUGCAAUGGCAGUCAGUGCAAGUGAUUUAAUAGCAUUUUCUACGGAAGAAAAUUUGGACAUGUUGAGUGCAAAUGUGUUUGUGCAACAUGAAGCUUUGUCAUUAGCUCAAAGACUAUUACGAUAUAUGGAAGUGUCUAUUGGUGUUGAUACAGGGGUUCCUAAUUUAAACAUUUAAAGCCUUAAGUAUAUGUAGUGAGUAAAAUCAUCAUUAAUAUAACAUUACUUAGUAUUUAAUUUUAUUUCAAUACAAUUUCAUCUUAUGGUUAUCGCUUAAAUAUAAUGUGAUAUAGUGUCAAAAAGUGUCCAUCAGAAACUUGUUUCUCUGGCCAACAAACUGAACAUUUAUAAAAAAAUAAAUUGUACCUAAUCUACUUGAAAAAAAAUGACUAAUUGGAACAUUAAUUACAUGUCCAUUGAAUUAUAAGGUGAAUAAGUGGAUAAGUCAAUAAAACUAAUAUAAUUAGAAUUAUCAUUUAUUAUACUUCAAUUGUACUACAAAAUAAUAGGAAGUUUUCUACAGUUACAAUUAUAUAUUACAUAAAUAAUGAAACAAUUACAGCAGUCCCUCACAAAGCUUUCUCAGGCGCUUCUGAUAACAGUUAUAUUCAUGAAAAGAGUUCAACUUUGAUUCUUGCAACAUAAAUCAGUACGGAGAAAUAACCUUAAAUCUAAAUAAAAUACUGCUCAGUAAUAAUUUGUGUAAAUAUAUAUAACACAACCCUAUGACAUCUGAUUGAAUACAAAAUUGAGUAAAAAAAAAUCAUUCUGUAAUCAUUAUACACUAUGAAUAUUUGCAUUUUAUUGUUAAAAUAAUUGAAUAAAUGCAAAUUCACAUUUGAUAAUACAAUUUUUAUAUUUGCGAAUUUUGUGAAAACCCAACAUAAAUGGCUUUCUUUCUUUUUAAGUAUCUGCACAAGAGUUUUA
Molecule: messenger RNA, 1393 nt
Organism: Papilio polytes (common Mormon)
Lineage: Eukaryota; Metazoa; Arthropoda; Insecta; Lepidoptera; Papilionidae
Exons: 1
Coding region: 102-644 (180 amino acids)
Source: RefSeq, a predicted model, not a curated record